UGUCGAUCAGUUCGCGACGCGCGGAGGUCGUGCGAUGAGUGCGCGUUCAGUGAUGUCUGCGAGAUGAGACUGUCGCUGGUGUUUCUGUGGCUGAGUGCCGCGGCGGCGUGCGGCCCCGGCCGCGGCUUCAACAGCCGCCCGCCGACGCGCCGCAUCGAGCCCUUCGUGAACGGCCAGCACGACCCCAACACCAGUGAGAACAACAAGAUCGCCAGUGGACCCGCUGAGGGUCGCAUCACCAGAGACGAUCCCAAGUUUAAAGACUUAGUGCCUAAUUAUAAUACAGACAUCGAUUUCAAGGAUGACGAGGGAACCGGCGCUGACCGCCUGAUGACCCAGAGAUGCAAGGAGAAGCUGAACACGUUGGCGAUCAGCGUGAUGAACCACUGGCCCGGCGUGCGGCUGCGUGUCAUCGAGGGCUGGGACGAGGAGAGUUCUCAUGGGGAAGAUUCUCUUCAUUACGAGGGCAGAGCGGUGGAUGUGACCACAAGCGACCGGGACAAGAGCAAGUUGGGAGUGCUCGCGUGGUUGGCGAGGAAGGCCGGUUUCGACUGGGUGUAUAACCAUGGGAGAUCCUAUGUCCAUUGUUCAGUUAAGACAGAAUCUUCUGUUGGUACCGGCGCUGGCUGCUUCCCGUCGGGCUCGCUGGUGUACACGAAGAAUGGCACCCGAGAUAUAGCAUCUGUGGCCAAAGGAGACUGGGUGCUGGCCGCUGAUAGUGACGGCAAAUUGAUCUAUUCUGAGGUGUUGGCAUUCAUGGAUCGAGAUCCGAAUGGCACGCGGCAUUUCCUUCAGAUAACUGCAGAAAACGGCGUGUCUAUUACGACGACACCCUCCCACUUGUUGCUGCUCGCCUCCGCCGACGGCUACAGGGAGUCGUUCGCUUCAGACGUCCAAAUCGGGGACGUGCUGCUGACGAGGGGACCGGGAGUCGUCAUGAGGCCUUCUAAGGUGAUCAAGAAGCGUAUAUUAUGGAAGAGAGGAGUGUACGCGCCGUUGACUAGAUCUGGAACUAUCAUAGUAGACGAUGCCCUAGCGUCAUGCUACGCCCUUGUGAAGAGCCACUCUCUCGCGCACGCGGCGAUGGCACCCCUCAGAUGGAUGGCUGAAUGGAGCACCUCCAAAGAACACACGCGAGGAGUGCAUUGGUACGCUAACGCAUUGUACUCGAUCGGAGAUAUAGUUUUACCCCAAUCUUAUAAGUUCCAAUAAAAUAAUUAACAGACUUCAAAAGUGAUAUGAACUUGUAAUAAGCGCGUAGGACACUAUUCAGGGUGCUUGUACAUAGACCAGUGUUGUAAAUAACAUCAUGAACGUUAGUGGCGCGGGACUUAACGGCAUGUAUAACAUAUACCUUCACGUGAAUUUAUUUAUUAAGUAGUUUAAGACCAUAUUUGCAAAUUUUGCAUAUUAUUUAGUUACAGUAUGAAUAUUUGUAAAUUGUGUCGGUAUUGUUAUUCUGCACAAUGCAGAAAUACUUAAUGUAUGCGCUUAUGUUUUUUAAGUAACUGUAUAAAUAGUGUAACUGUAAUAUUUAAAUAUAAUAACUUUUCUAAUAGCAAAUUUGCAAAGUAUACUAAAUCAAAUUUAAUCGAAAUUUCAAUAGAACCGUGUAAUGUCACAAUAAUCUGGCGAAAUAGACAUUCCAGACUUUAUUUCCCCUCCAGAAAAUAUUGAAAAAUGAUGGAAUUGUGAUCUUGGUACCUUGGAAAGUGCCUUAAGAUUUAUUUAUUUGUAAUUUAUAAACUAGGAAUAUAUUAAUAAAUUGACAAACAUUUAGACGUACUAAUUUAUAGAUACAUAUUAUUGCAUUUAUAGUCUGCAGUGACGGGAGUAUUCAGUAAUUGUUUUCUUCAGAUUUAUGAAAUCAUUUUUUACUGAAAACACUAGCUUAGUAAUAAUGACUAAGCAUUUUAGCAUCCUUAACUCGCGAGUACGUCAGAAUAAUUCCAUUUCUAUGAUCCAUAUGAUUUUGCUUGCAGGCAUGUUAAAAAAUCAUGAUAAUCUAUUAUUACUUACAUAAUCAAAGCUACUCUUAUAGAUCGAAAAUAGAUCUUGGACUGAAGUUAGGGUUCCUAUAAUUUGAAUUUAGUGGAAUUGUGUAUAGGCAGUCGCAAGUGCGAAAAUCAAAGGAAAUAAUGUGUGGCAUGACGUGACCUAAUAAGUAUGUUAGGAAAUCUUUUGUGGACUAUGCCACGCUCGAAUAUGCUUUAUUAUUUUACAACGUGACUCUCAAGUCAAUCGACUGGAUAGAGUGUAAUAUAGUAUUAUUGCUUAAAUAUAAAGUACCUACUAACAAAUUUUAACACGAUGAACUUACCUUUCGGAAAGCUUUAACCAUAUAUGUAUCGACAACAAUAAUAUGCCAUAAUUAUUGCCAUAUUAAUAUUAGUUUGUUUAACCGAAUAUACCUAUUAAGAUUAUUCAGACACAAAUCUUAUGCAAUUUUUUUGCAGCACAGUAAAAAGAUUUACGACAACUUAUAUUAUUUAGACAUCUUGGCAUGCCUACUAAUAGUAUAUCAAAAAAAUAGCCUAGUAGUAAAUAAUUAACCGUACAAUUAUCUUUCUCCGCCAAAACAAAUAUUAAUCAUUAUUUAUUUCCCCUAAAAAGCUUAAACAUUUGUCUGUAAACUGAAUUCUUGUUUUCUUUUUUGAUAGACGAAAUUCGGUAAAUAGUUCGUUCUGUAAAUUUAAUACAAUACGUAAUUAUUGUGCUUUUACAUUAUUUAUUUAUUGAUGUUAUUUUUGUAUGGAUAUAAA
Messenger RNA from Amyelois transitella, 2762 nucleotides. RefSeq names its product indian hedgehog protein (gene hh). The transcript is spliced from 4 exons. Bases 64 to 1212 code for a protein of 382 amino acids. Gene Ontology annotation, molecular function: calcium ion binding; patched binding. The record is from RefSeq and is a predicted model, not a curated record. Gene Ontology annotation, biological process: regulation of gene expression; cell fate specification; smoothened signaling pathway. Lineage: Eukaryota; Metazoa; Arthropoda; Insecta; Lepidoptera; Pyralidae.